ACGUCAUCAAAGCGCGACCCGCGAAUUGGUUGAUUGUCAAAGGUUGCCGACGUCACGGCCUUUUGAGUCUCUUGUAAACAGAAAAUCGCCCGUCGGGAGCAAUUUUGUCGUCGCCACGGACACAAUGGCGAAGGUUGGUGCGUAGCCCAGCAGCAGGGAUGAGGAUCCGGCUCCAGGGUCCCGGCCACGCUGGCAGCCUCCUCGCCGAGCUGGACCGCUGCCGCCGGUUCGGCCGCUACUGCGACGUCUUCCUGCAAGUGGGCAAGCGCACGUUUGCGGCGCAUCGCGCCGUACUGGCCUGCGCCGGCGCUUACUUUCGCAACCUGUUCAGCCGAGCUCAGUCAGCGCCCACCGACGUCUUCUCGCUGGAGUUUAUUUCCCCGGCCAGCUUUGAAAAGGUGCUGAACUUCAUGUACACCGGGGAGAUCUUGACAGAUCUCAUAGAUGUCGGGGUUCUUUACGAGCUGGCCGAGAGGCUGGGCGUUAGCGAGCUGGUGAGGGCGUGUCACGCCACCUUCCCGGACCUGCGGGGAUCCGUGUCUGCAAACGCCAUGGCGGGCGGCCUCGGAGACCCUCCGGCCGGCUCCUCCGUCGGCUCCUUCACUGGGUCCCACUCGUCGCCGUCGCUGUCGGCCGCCCCGACUCCCGCCGGCGCCCCCUCGCCUCGUGUCCAGGCCGGCGCGGUGACGGCGGACAGCCGGUCUCCUGCUGGGAGCGCAUCUAUGGACUUAAAGAUAGAAGAUUUCCAGUCUCGUCUAGGCUACGGGCAAAUGGUGGCGCAGAGCCCAGGUCGCUGCCUUUUAAGCGGUGUGGUGCCUGAGCUCCAACUGAAGGCAGAGCAGACAUCGGAGGAGGCGGUUAGAGGCGGGUCGACAGUUUCUGAGAUGACGAGCGACUCGGAGCCGUCCGCUUCCUGCUCCUUCCCCGAUUGUCUAGUUCGUCUCGGAGCAGCGACUUCCUCCCCCUCGGCGGAAGUGUUGACGGUUCCGCGGGCCACCGAGGAGCGGCGAGCUCUGGCGGACGACGGCGCCAUCGAACAGUCAGAGGAGGAGCGGUGGGGGCGACUGGCAGGAGAGGUCAUCGAACUGAGCGACGACGACCACUUCAUGGAGGAAGACGAGGAGGAUGAAGACGACCUCGUCUGUUUGGAAAACGGCGACGGAAGCAAGUCAAGCAACCAGGUUCCGGGCGACGUGCUGGCGUGCCGAGCCUGCGCGGCUCCUCUGCCCGCCGACUCGGCCGCCCUGAGUCCGCACGCCGAGAGCCACGUGAGCGAGCCGGGCCGCUGCGGGCUGUGCGGCGCCCCCUUCCCGGACCGCACGACUGCCGUUUCCCACUCGCUGGCCCGCAUGGGCGUGCGGCUUUUCUCCUGCGACAUGUGCCACCUGGACUUCUGCAGCCCGAAGAAGCUGCUGCGCCACCAGCGUUACAGCGGCUCAACGUUCGUCUUGCCGCAGCCCGGCCGAGGCUCCGAGUUGCAGUGUGCCGUGUGCACAAAAGGCCUCAGCAAAGACUUCCAGACGGUGAGAGCGCACGCCCUGAGCCACGUGUGCGCCCAAAGCCUGAGCUGCGGCGUUUGUCACGUCCCCCAGCUCUCCCUUUGCUCCCUGCUGUGGCACGCCCUCGCCCACCUCUCGCUGCCCGUCUUCACCUGCCCGCACUGCGCCCGCUGCUUCGUGGAGCGCCCCCUGCUGGACGCGCACGUGGCCGCGCACGCCGAGGAGCGAGAGGACAUCCGAGCGGUUACGGUCGGGGGAGAAAGUUUUUCGGGAAUUGAGGAGCCGGUUUGCUUCCCGUGCCCGCAGACGUUACCCACCUCCUCCGCCUUCCUGCGCCGGCGGACCUCCGAGUCCUCGGGGGGCGGCGGAGGAGGAGGGCCCGGGGGUCUCGGCCGGUUAGACAAGCGCAAGGCCGAGCGGCCUCUGGCGCGUCGGCCCCCGUCUCCCUCGUCCCCGCGGGAGCUCGGAGGUCUCGUGGAGACGAGCGGCCCGGGGAGCGAAACGGGUCCAGACUUACCGGAGAAGUAUUUCCACGCUUUGUGUUCCGGGGCCCUGACAAACGGGAGCGCGGGACAGGACGCGGUCCGCAGGAAAUGGUACCGCUGUCGCUACUGCGGGAAGCGCUUUGCGCACUCGGGGGAGUUCACGUACCACCUGCGCAUCCACACGGGGGAGAAGCCCUACCAGUGCAAGGUGUGUCUGCGCUUCUUCCGAGGCCGCUCCACCAUCAUCUGCCACCUCAAGACGCACGCCGGCGCGCUCAUGUACCGCUGCACCCUGUGCGGCCUCUACUUCUCCACGUUGAAGAUGAUGUCGUCCCACGUGGAGCUCCACAAGGAUCGGCUGCCGCCUGACUUCAACAUCGAGCACACCUUCAUGUACAACGACCGCUCCAAAGAAGCGCCGCCUCCCGCGGACGCCUGAGCGGCUUCUCCGACGCAAACUCCCCCCGCACGCAAAACGGGACUUAGAAAAGAUUGGGUAUAACGAGCCACGCGAUACUAAAUUGUGGCCAGCGAGUACCAACAAAUAUGGCUACUCAUUGGGUUUGUCUGCAAAAAAUGCUCAUUGAUGGCCACAAGAAUACUUAACCUGUGGCCAUGGAUUAGGUAUAACAUGCUUUCAAAUACUGUUUUUGUGGCUACAAUACAUAGAAGGGGUGUAAGAUGCAAAUCUUUGGCCACAAAUGAAAGAAUCAGCUUUAACACGCCCUCGAAAUACUAGUUUGCUGCCACAAUAUUGAUAUAGGCUACACAAAAUGCUCAUUUAUGGCCACGAGUUAGGUGUAUCUUGUGCUUGAAGUACUAUUUUGGGGCCACCAUAGAGAUAUAAUGCACGCAUAAAAUGUGGCUACUAAUUAUGUAUAAUGUGUGCUCAAAAUGAUCAUUAAUGCUUUCAAAAAUACUUCUGUGUGGCCAAGAAUUAGGUGUAACGUGCUCAAAAACCUUUUUUGUGGCUGCGAAAUGUUAAUUUGUGGCCACGGAGUAGAAAUAACAUGCGCUCAAAGUACUUUUUUUGUAGCCGCCAAAUGUUCAUUUGUGGCCACGGAGUAGAAAUAAGGUGCGCAGAAUCCAUUUUUUUGUGGCCACAAUAGACGUGUCUAAAGUCAUUAUGUUGGGCCACAAAAAUACUUUAUGUAGAGUGGAUACGGAAAGUAUUCAGACCACCUUCAAGCUUUCACUCUUUGUUAUUGCAGCCAUGUGCUAAAAUCAUUUCAUCAUUCAUCAAUAAUUUUUUUCCUCAAUGUACACACAGCACUCCAUAUUGACGGAAAAAAAACAAUUAUUUUGCUCUUUUCUCAGUAUUUAGUAGAAGCACCCUUUUGAGCUAAUACAGCCAUGAUGUAACAAGUUUUUCACACCUGGAUUUGGGGAUCCUCUGUCAUUCCUCCUUGCAGAUCCUCUCCAGUUCUGUCAGGUUGGUUGGUGAACGUUGGUGGACAGCCAUUUUCAGGUCUCUCCAGAGAUGCUCAAUUGGGUUUAAGUCAGGGCUCUGGCUGGGCUAUUCAAGAACAGCCACAGUUGUUCUGAAGCCACUUCCUCGGUAUUUUAGCUCUGUGCCUAGGCUCAUUGUCUUGUUGGAAGGUGAACCUUCGGCCCAGUUUGACGUUCUGAGCACUGUGUAGAAGGUUGUCGUCCAGGAGAUCCCUGUACUUGGCCGCAUUCAUCUUUCCUUCAAUUGAAACCGGUCGUCCUGUCCCUGCAGCUGAAAAACACCCCCACAGCAUGAUGCUACCACCGCCACGCUUCACUGUUGGGACUGUAUUGGACAGGUGAUGAGCAGUGCCUGGUUUUCCCCACACAUGGCACUUAGAAUUAAGGCCAACAAGUUCUAUCUUGGUCUCAUCAGUAUGGAAGCCACUGUGCUCUUAGGAUCCUUAGGAGUGCAGCAGAAUUUUUUUGUAACCUUGGCUAGAUCUGCCCCUUGCCACAAUGCUCGUCUCUGAGCUCUUCAGGCAGUUCCUUUGACCUCAGGAUUCUCAUUUGCUCUGACAUGCACUGUGAGCUGUAAGAUCUUACAUAGACAGGUGUGUGGCUUUCCUAAUCAAGUCCAAUCAGUAUAAUCAAACACAGCUGGCCUCCAACGAAGGUGUAGAACCAUCUCAAGGAUCAUCAGAAGAAAUGGACAGCACCCGAGUUAAAUAUGUCAAUAUGGGGUGCUGUGUGUACAUUGAGGAAAAACAUGAAUUUGAAUGAUUUUAGCAAAUGACUGCAAUGUAACAAAGAGUGAAAACUUUAAGGGGGUCUGAAAACUUUCUGUACCCACUGUAUAAGGUGUAAUGUGUGCUCGACAUACUAAUUUGUGACCAAGAAAUCCACUACUCUGAAAAAGUUUGAGAUAUUGGGCGUUUGGGUGAAAUUUCAAGAUGAUCUUUUCUAAACUUCCGAAAGUACAUGUCCAACUGUUGAAUGUUUCAAUACUUUUUGUACAAGAAGAGCUGAACGGCAAAAUUGUUUUGAUGUAUGAAUGGGACGAAUACAUUUUCCCGGGCGGUCCAAAUGUCAACAGCGUUGUUGACAUUUGGACGGACAUCUCCAGAUGCAACAAUUGAUCGACGCAAUGUCAACAUUGCCGGGCUUCAAUGGAUGUUUUCACACUGUCAUCGGCAGGUUGCAGCAGAGACUGGAAGGGUCACACGCAUAAAAGUGGAUGUCCUCGGGAAUAUUCAAGGACUGAAAUCAUGUCAUCUGUUUUGCUCUUGACAGCCUCCACAAAUUAUUUUGCGCACGUGAUUCAGCAGUCGGGUUUGAUGAAUGAACGUAGGCAAUCAUUCAUCAUUCCCGACUCCCAAAUCUCGUGGACAUUUUAGGGAACUAUGUAGGAGGUCCACAAGUUCAAGUGGCCAAUCCGUCCAGAUUUAGCAUUUAGACAGACUUCAAUUUUAGGCAAAUAUUGUCACGUUACUAAUGUUAUACACCUAUGGCCACAAAAUAGGCAUAACGUGCGUACAAAAUAGCAAAUAUUUGUGGGGUUGAUGUCAUUCCUGCAAACAAGUUGGACAUGUGGGCAAGCAAAUGGAGCGCACCUUCAACACAAACGUUGAGUGUGCUCCGCAGCAACCUGGCUCAAGAUAAAAAUGGUUCCUUUGCAAUGGCCGCCUUUUCACAAUGUCUUUCUAGCUCCUCGCCUAAUCCGAAAUAAAAUGAAUCUCACCAUCCCUGUCCAUUACGUAGCUUUAGCCACGUGCACUCCAUUUGCUUACCCAACUGUGCAGGAUGGAGCCACAAUACUUUGUGGCCACAAUUUAGUGUUAAGUGAGACCCUUAUAUUUUAUAUAUAUAUAUGCGCAAUAUUUUUUGGUAUAAUCGCGCUCAUGUUCAAAGUAAAGAGGUCAGUUGACAAAUAUAUUGUGGUGACGAAAUACUAAUUUGUGGCCACCGAGUUCAAAUUGUUGUCAUAUGUUAAUUUGUGGUCACGAUUUAGGUAUAUUGUGUGUGGAAAAAAAAUAAUGAUUUAUGGGUUGAAUAACUUUGAGGACUGGGUAAGGAAAUGGAGCGCACCUUCUGGAGAGCUCCUCUACUUUGUCGUUCUAGAGGAAUGAUAUUGUUUUUCAUUUGUAUGUUUUGUGUGUGUGUUAUACCUAGUACAUGGCCACAAAUUUGCAUGUUUUGUUUGCAUUUUGCGCACAUAUAUUUUCCUCCCCCACCCCAAUUCGUCAAAUGGAAGACAAAACUGUCAAAGCAGAAUGCCGCCCGAUGCAUUUCAUAUAGGGGCGGCUGUGGCUCAUUAGGGUUAGUUAAAGCGGGCCAUGCAGCGACCGAAGGGUCACUGGUUCAAAUCCCGACUCCGCAUGUCAAAGUGUACUUGGGAAAGACACUGUACAGUGGGUAUGGAAAGUUUUCAGACCCCUUUAAAUGUUUCAGUCUUUGUUAUAUUGCAGCCAUUUGUUAAAAUCAUUUAAGUUCAUUUUUUGUCCUCAUUAAUGUACACACAGCACCCUAUAUUGAGAGAGAAAAAACUGAAUUGUUGAAAUUUUUGCUGAUUUAUUAAAAAAAGAAAAACUGAAAUCACACAGCCGUAAGUAUUCAGACCCUUUGCUGUGACACUCGUAUAAUUACGAACUCGGGUCCUGUCCAUUUCUUCUGAUCAUCCUUGAGAUGGUUCUACAUCAGAGGUGGGCAAACCUUUUGGCUCAGGGGCAACAUUGACUUUAAAAAUUUGUCAGGCAGGCCAAGCCAGGACCAGAUGCUUACAUAAAAAAAAAAUAAUAAUAAAAUAAAAGAAAGGCAUUGUCGUGUUAAUACUUAAGAUUUACUUUUAAUGGGAACAGUGUUGUUUUGUUGAUUACCUUUUUUUUUGCCAGUGCGUCAAAGUCUGGUAUUAGUUUUGUUGUGGCAAUUCUCAGAAGACAUCUGAGGUUUCAUCACUCAGCUGGGAUCUGUAGGAUGUUUUGUUGGUGUUCACGCACACAUGUAGAGCCAAACACCACCAGCAUCCUCUGUGCCAUCUUCCGAAUUUUUGGAAAUGUGUCUGCGCUUCAUGAAGCUUAAAACUCAUCCAGGUUGAGAGUUGAACUUCUCUUUGAAGACAGUAUCACAUUGGUGAUCAAUCAGUUCCAUCUGCAGCUGCCGUGGUGCUGUUUCAGGGUCUUGCGUGACUGAAUCUGGGAUGGCAGUUUGUCAGAUAAAGGUGUUUUGCUGAGCCUGCAAGCUUGAUUUCAGUUCCUGCGUUGAUUGGCUGUUAGCAUAAUCAGCACGCUUGGGGGAAAGGUGAGGGCUGAUGUUACAUUCCUCUAAAACCGCAAUGAUUUCUUAACAAAUUAGACAUACAGCCUUUGACCAGACUUCAGUCCAAAAUUAUUUAGUAGUCUAUUCUAUAUUAAACACUCGGUACUCACUGUCGACUUUUCUUUUCUUUGGCUCACACAUGGUUGAAGAACGGUACAGAGCAGUAGCAGAGUAAAAACAGAACAGCCAAAGUCAAGUCAAUGUAUUACUGUACCUACUGCGCGACCUGGUGGAACCACUGGGCAUUUCAGGACAACCUGGUGGAACCACUGGGCAUUACAGCACAACCUGGUGGACCCACUCGGCAUUACACGACAAUCUCAAAUGAAUGCAGUCAUGAUUUUGAUAUGAUUUGGGCGAUUCUGUACCAAUCUUUGGUGGGCCAGAUUGAAAUGAUCAACGGGCCGGCCAAUGUCAAAUGAAUGCAGUCAUGAUUUUGAUAUGAUUUGAGCGAUUCUGUACCAAUCUUUGGUGGGCCAGAUUGAAAUGAUCAACGGGCCGGCUGUGGCCCGGGGCCAGUAGUUUGCCCACCCCUGUUCUACACCUUCAUUGGAGUCCAGCUGUGUUUGAUUAUACUGAUUGGAUUUGAUUAAGAAAGCCACACACCUGUCUAUAUAAGACCUGACAGCUCACAGUGCAUGUCAGAGCAAAAGAGAAUCAUGAGGUCAAAGGAACUGCCCGAAGAGCUCAGAGACAGAAUUGUGGCAAGGCACCGAUCUGGCCAAGGUUACAAAACGAUUUCUGUUGCACUUAAGGUUCCUAAGAGCAGAGUGGCCUCCAUAAUCCUUAAAUGGAAGACGUUUGGGACGACCAGAACCCUUCCUAGAGGUGGCCGUCCGGCCAAACAGAGCAAUCGGGGGAGAAGAGCCUUGGUGUGAGAGGUCAAGAAGACCCCAAAGAUCACUGUGGCUGAGCUCCAGAGAUGCAGUCGGGAGAUGGGAGAAAGUUCUAGAAGGUCAACCAUCACUGCAGCCCUCCACCAGUCGGGGCUUAAUGGCAGAGUGGCCCAACGGAAGCCUCUCCUCAGUGCAAGACACACGAAAGCCCGCAUGGAGUUUGCUAAAAACCACCUGAAAGACUCCAAGAUGGUGAGAAAUAACAUUCUCUGGUCUGAUGAGACCAAGAUAGAACUUUUUGGCCUUAAUUCUAAGUGCCAUGUGUGGAGAAAACCAGGCACUGGUCAUCACCUGUCCAAUACAGUCCCAACAGUGAAGUGUGGUGGUGGCAGCAUCAAGCUGUGGGGGUGUUUUUCAGCUGCGGGGACAGGACGACCGGUUGCAAUGGAAGGAAAGAUGAAUGCGGCCAAGUACAGGGAUCUCCUGGACCAAAACCUUCUCCAGAGUGCUCAGAGCAUCAGACUGGGCCGAAGGUUCACCUUCAAAAAUAAGCACACAGCUAAAAUAACGAAGGAGUGGCUUCAGAACAACUCCGUGACUGUUCUUGAAUGGCACAGCCAGAGCCCUGACUUAAACCCAAUUGAGCAUCUCUGGAAAGACCUGAAAAUGACUGCCCACCAUUGUUUACCAUCCAACCUGACAGAACUGGAGAGGAAUUGCAAGGAGGAAUUACAAAUAUCACCAAAUCCAGGUGUGGAAAACUUGUUGCAUCAUUCCCAAAAAGACUCAUGGCUGUAUUAGUUCAAAAGGGGGCUUCUACUAAAUACUGAGCAAAGGGUCUGAAUACUUAUGGCUGUGAUAUUUCAGUUUUUCUUUCUUAAUAAAUCUGUAAAAAUGUCAACAAUUCCAUUUUUUUUCUGUCAAAUGAAUGGAAAAAAUGAACUUAAAUUAUUUUAGCAAAUGGCUGCAAUAUUAAAAAAAAGAGUGAAAAAUUUAAGGGGGUCUGAAUACUUUCUGUACCCACAGUAUGAAUGUGUGUGAGAAAGUGAAGGUGUGGCUUUGUAAAGCGGUUCGGGCACUAUGAUGGUAUUGAUAAAGCCCUAUAGAAUUUACAGUUUACCAUCUACGCACCAGUCAGGAUAAACGUCCCCAGAUUAUGAAGGCAUGCAUCCCAAAGUAGCCUUGCCAAACAGGAAUUGUGGGUAAUACAUGGAAAGGUAUCACAUAAGCAUGUCUAUACAGAUUUAGUUUUGUCAUAAGCAGACAAUUCAAAAUGGAUGGCUCUCCAUAUCCACAUGCGAGGCCAUUAGAAGUUGCUUUUUUUUUUUUUUUUUUUUAAGUUGGGGCACUCCAAAGUCAAGGUAUUACUAGCACGGAAUGUUCUUGUUUUAGUCAGGAUGUCUUUAUUUACAUUUGCUACUACAAGCCAGCCUUCAGCGUUGUAUAUUCCUGAUUUAUUUCGGUGUUGAACUUUUGUCCAACAAGUUCCCAGAAUUUUGCAACCCUCCUCCGAAGAAUGAAAAACGCUCUCUGAAUGUGUCAUGUUGGCUUUGUAAUUAGUCUUACCUCAUAUUUAUGAUACUGUGACUUUGUACGCCUUUAUACAUUGUCUUUUCUCUUUGUAAAUUCCUUUUUAUUGACAAGAAUACAACAAAUGCACCAAG
Molecule: messenger RNA, 9227 nt
Organism: Phyllopteryx taeniolatus (common seadragon)
Lineage: Eukaryota; Metazoa; Chordata; Actinopteri; Syngnathiformes; Syngnathidae
Product: zinc finger and BTB domain-containing protein 39
Exons: 4
Coding region: 159-2423 (754 amino acids)
Biological process (GO): regulation of cytokine production; regulation of immune system process; negative regulation of transcription by RNA polymerase II
Molecular function (GO): protein binding
Source: RefSeq, a predicted model, not a curated record